GCUCAUUAUUAUUUUUUCUAACUUAUUGUUAUUCAUGUUUCCAAACAGUACUAUUUUUUAAACUACUAUCAAUAUUGCCAAACAAUCUCAAUGUGUACUUCAACUUUAAUAAUAUAGAUAAUAUACGGAGUAUAUAUAUAUAUAUAUAUAUAUAUAUAUAUAUAUAUAUAUAUAUGAUACUUUCGUACGUGUGUGCCUUUGAUAUGAUUAAAGCGAAAUUCAAAUAUCAUAUUUUGUGAUCCAAGGUUCACUUGAUGUUUCAAAAAAAAAAAAAAAUUUGUUAAACAUGAUCACAUUAAAGAACGUGAAUUUAGUGAAUAUGGCAUAGGAACCAAAAAAAAUUGUUAAAUGAUAGUUCAUCCCGUCAUGACCAAAGAAUUAGACAUACACAAACCGAAUUAAGGAUCAACCGUUUUUCAUCUCUCUCUUCUCUCUUCUCUCUUUCCUUUCUUCCGUGAAGUCAUAACCCUAAAUCUACUUUAGGCAACCGGCGGUUUUGCUUUGCCGUUGGCUCCGCCUCCGUUUCUCUGCUCUCUUCUUCUCUUCGCCUCAAGCUUCUCUGUCUAUCUCUCUGCUGAUAUGCUCGCCGUUCCGAGGCUUGACCAUUACUGCAGAUCUGUUGGUUCUGUUCUUGGAAGUGCGGCGAGGCUUGGAUACUCGCGGGAAUAAGCUUUUCUCGGUCGGGUGUAAUGGCAUGGGGUCCAAAUCUUUGCGUCGAUUGUGAGGCUCUCUCUCUUCUACGCCAUCCAUCCUCUUUCUCGCUUGGGGUGUGAGCAGAUCGUGGGCCUGUUCCGGUGUGACGCUUCGAAGUUCUGGUCUGAGGGAGCGUUUCUUCGACCGUGCCUCUUGUUUCUCGCUUGGUUCUUUUAGGUCCGUCGGUGGCUCCACGGUGGUCUGUCUGGUGAAAACAUCAUCUCCAACAGAGCAGUACGUCCGCUUCUCCUGCGUCAAGGCACAUGGGACUAAGGAUCUGUGGCUUUGUCAUCCUGGGUCUUCCGUUCUGUGGCGGCGAGUGCGGUUCUGGCCUGCUUCAGGAGCCUGAUCCAAGGCAUGCUUCUGACUGCUCUUUCGUGGAGUGAUGCAGACUAUGUCCGUUUGUUUAGUUUCCGGUGCGGUGGUGUGGCACUUCUCAACGGUUCCUCUUUCAUGAAUGAUGGCUCUGCCUUGUCUUGUGGGUGUGCUUGACCUCGGGUUUUACCAUAUGUCUGGGUUGCUGCAGAUUAGGAGGUCGUCUACAAGUUGUUCUGGUUCAACCGUAUCCUUAAGAGCGGAUCAUCGGGCAUGCCAAAUUCUACUGGGUUUUGUCUCUCGUAUUCACUGGGUUCCUCCUUUUGCGGCAAGUAGGUUGUUCCAAUUAGUCGAGGCGUCCGGUUAGCGGUAUUCUUGUUGCGACAGUACCUAUUUUGCCUCGGCUGAGUUUUUGUUUAGAUUGCAUUUAAAAUCCAUAUGCCGCUUGUUUUCUAUGUACUUCUGUCACAAAUUUAAAAUUUGGUAAUAAUAUCUUAAUAUGUUUACCAAAAACAAAGUUUGAAUUCCUACUGUUAUUGAGCGAGUUCGCCCUAGAGAAAAUAUAACUACGCUGCCACCACUCUCACCGCUCGACGCCUCACCUCACCGGCGUCGGGCCCUCCGUUUUGCCUGCUUCUCACUAACGUUUUCACUCUUCGGCUUCGUCAUCCUCAACGCCUAGACUCAUUCUCUCACCGUCUCUUAUGUAGCGGUUUCAUCGGGUAUAUUCGCCGUCAUCUUCUCCCCUCCUCUUCGGGUCGCCGUCGCCUCCCCUGUUCCUCUCCUCGUCACCACUCAUUCUCUCCGAACGAGCAGAAGCGACGAAACUCGCACCAGAUCUGCUCAUCGUCUCAUACCCAUUGAGCCUCUGUCUCGCCUCUUCCCCUACCCUGACUUCUACGAUGAACGCAGCCCCUCAACGCCUCCAACGUGUGAGGCUUCGUGUCUUGCAGGCAGUGGUUCCUCCAUCUCUGACGACUCUUCUAGUCAUGUUUUCAUCCUCUUCGAGCUAUGCUCUGUUGCAUAGCCAAAGCUUCUCGCUAGACUGAGGUCGUCCUUCUCUAUGAACCAUAUCGUUGUGAGUUCCCAGAAGAUGAAUUUCAGAUCUGUGAACAUUGAUGAAUUUUAGCAUCAUUUCCAAACCAGUUCGACAAGGAACACUCAACUUGAUCUUGAAGUGUCAAAUCCAGCCUUAAGGGCUUUAUUUUCUCUGCAGUUGGUGAUUGAUGAGACUAGGGUUUUGUUUAGGGAGAGAAUCAUCUUCAAUUUGGUCACUUUCUGAUUCGCAACAAAUGGAAGCUUUGAGGACAGGUUUUUGGAUGUUAAAGUAUUUGUGGUGACAGAUUUUGGGGAUGUUCAGCUCUCACAACCACACAAAUCGAUGAUUCGUCUCUCAAGCCGUCAACCUCUCAGCCUUCCUCCGCACAACAUCAUCACACCAGCAUGUCUCGCCUUAGAGCUUAUCUAUCCACCAUCUCCACCGCAAGCCACCCUAGCACCGGCUGCUCCAUUCCUGCGUCUACUUCUUGUUGUCUUUGAUUGUUUGAGGAAACUGAUGCCCACCAUCAUUUUCAGAGAGCCCAAAACUGUCACGAUGACUCUCUUUUGUUCGGCAAUUGCAUCAUUUGAUCACCAACGAGUACUUUAGAACUGGAGUUUAUGGCUCAACUCUCCUUGACCAAGCUUUAUUUAUGGAGUAUAUGCCCCUUCUCUCCGACCAAGCCUGCAGGCGUACCUCAACAUUCCGUACUUGUCCCAAGUAUGCACCUUGGUCUCGAGGUCUCCAACAUCGGUUGGCAUCCUCUGCUCAUAUGUUGUCCACAUUGUCAUCAAGCGGAAGCCUCUUAUCACCAAUGUUAGUUUCUACCAACCGUUUCCAAACUUCUCGAUAGGGCCUCUCAUCGUCGGUUCAUAUUUCGACUUCAGUAUGUUCUUCGGAACAUCAGUUUCAGGGUCUCAAGUGAAGCAUCUCUAUGGCUAUCUUCAAUCUUCUAACACUUCUACCAUUCGUAUUGUUGUACUAGUUUUCGUUUAUUGUCUAGCCAUCGAAUUUACUUCCGGUUGUAACCAUGUAACCCUUUUGGAUGUUUAAGUUUAAUAUAAGAAUUCCGUGACAAAAAAAAAUCAUAUGUUAUGUGCAAUUGUCACACGUUGAGUUAAGGGUUGAAAAGUGCAUAACAUAUAUAUAUAUAUAUAUACUUAGUUAAUUAUGUAAUAACAUUAGUACAAAUCUAUUAAUUUUUCUAAUUAAUUUUUGUAUAUCUAGUCUUAAAUAUUAUUAAAAUAAUUUUAUAAUUAAACAAAAAAGCUAAAAUAUAUGUCCGAAAGUGGAGAACGCAUAGCAUUCUCUAGACACAUAAUAUAAAUUAUAAAAUAUAUAAAAAUAUAUAUCAAUAUUCGUUGACGCUUAAUCAUUUGUCUAGUCGUUAGACCUCUUAUCAAUUUUGAGCAUUAGUUUUUACUUCGGAUUGCACCAAAAAAGUAAAGCUAAUACAUAUGUACAACUAGAUUGUUAAUUUUUAGAAUGUAAUAUUUGAGAAUCCUCUAUUCCAUUCAUUUCACAAUUUUUUAACAAUUUAUUAAGAAUGAAAUAGAAUGCUCAUUUCAUUAGUUCCACAAAAAAUAAAUAUAAUUCAAAAAAUCAUUCCGCUAAAUUUUGUUCAUAAAUAAAUAGAAUAAAUUUCAUUCCAUUUUCCUCAUGUUUCAUUCUUUUUUAUUUCAUCAAUUCCAUUUUAUUUUUACUAGUUACAAUCUAUUUUUCUCUCUUUCAUCCCAAUAAGAUCUCUCUCUCUCUCUCCCUCUCCACAUCCCAUCACAAUUUCCAUUGUCUUCUUGUAUAAAGAAUCCCACAAGAGUAAAAACUAUUCUCUUCUCUCUCUUUCUCUCUUCACCAUGACUGAUCCUCAUUCCAAUUUCUUCACAGAUUGGUUCAAGUCUAAUCCUGUUCACCAUUACCCUAAUUUCUCCACUAACCCACCAGCUCUUCCUCCUCCCUCUUCCUUCUUCUUCUUCCCUCACUCCGGUGACCUUUGCCGUCCACCACCACCCCCAACCCCUCCCUCUUCCCCUCCUCUCCGUGAAGCCCUCCCUCUCCUCAGUCUCAGCCCCGCCAACAAACAACAAGACCACCAUGGUCAUCUAAUCCAAGAACCAACUUCAACCUCCAUCGAUGUUGAUGACUACUAUCAUCAUCACCAUCAAGAUGAUCAAAAUAACGAUGACCAUGACAUCACCGUUGCUCUUCACAUAGGCCUUCCAAGCCCUAGUACUCAAGAGAUGGCUUCUUUUCUCACGCUGUCCUCUUCCUCCUCUUCCUCAAGGACUACUCAUCAUCAUGAGAACAUGAACAACCAGAAAGAUCUCGACAACGACUACCAUCACGAAGGCACCGGCGGAGGAGAAGAUGACGAUGAAGAUUCAGUUGGCGGAGACGGCGCAUGUAGAAUCAGCAGACUCAACAAGGGUCAAUAUUGGAUCCCUACACCUUCUCAGAUUCUUAUUGGCCCUACUCAGUUCUCUUGUCCUGUUUGCUUCAAGACCUUCAACAGAUACAACAACAUGCAGAUGCAUAUGUGGGGACAUGGAUCAGAAUACAGAAAAGGACCCGAAUCUUUAAGAGGAACGCAACCAACUGGAAUGCUGAGGCUUCCGUGCUACUGCUGCGCACCGGGCUGUCGUAACAACAUUGACCAUCCAAGGGCAAAGCCUCUAAAAGAUUUCAGAACACUUCAAACACAUUACAAGAGGAAGCAUGGAAUCAAACCCUUCAUGUGUAGGAAAUGUGGAAAGGCUUUCGCAGUCCGAGGGGACUGGAGAACACAUGAGAAGAAUUGUGGUAAGCUUUGGUAUUGCAUAUGUGGAUCUGAUUUCAAGCACAAGCGAUCUCUGAAAGAUCACAUCAAGGCGUUUGGAAAUGGCCAUGGAGCUUACGGAAUUGAUGGAUUUGAUGAUGAAGAUGAGACUGCCUCUGAGGAUCUUUACAACUUAAAAUCGUGUGGAAAACAAAGUACUGGAACAUCUUCAUGUCUUUUCUCCCCUGUUUUCCUGGCAAUGUAUAACAAUGAAGUUCCCCUUCUCCACGGUAUAUAUUUGCUAACUUAUAUUAUUUUGUCAUUUAUUUACGUUUCCUUUCGAAGAAAUAGAUCAUAAGCGUUUGACUUAUAUUUACUAGUAGAUAGUAUACAUACAUUCAUUCAUGCAUUUUUCUCUAGAUAUACUGUACUAAAAAUUAUAAAUAAUAUUUCUAAGAAUUAUUUCGAGUAAUAGUAGAUUAGAUCUUUUUCUUUCUGAAAAAUAGUUGUUUUCUGGUGGAGUUAUCUUUAACAUUAUUUUAUAAUAGUGGUUAAAUAGUGCUACAUGAUUGUCUGAUGACAUCAUGGAGAAUAAUGAGAGAAUGGACAUUCGAUAAUAUUACUACUCAAAAGCUGAACUUUCUUAGGAUGAUCACGUAUCAAGAUAUACAUUAAUUAUCAUGCUUCUUUUAUUUGUUUUAAAUGAUGAGAUGAUGGUAGACGUAUGUCACAUGGUUGAAAAUAUUACAAUACAUAUAUUUAUGUAAAUCUAUAAUUUGAAGUAUUUUGCUAGGUUGCUCUAAUAAUCAACAGUUAAAGUACUUUAAUACUUUUCCAAAUACCUUGUGUUGGUUAUAAACUUAUAAUAUUUGACAGAUUGGCUGUCAUAUACCCUAUACACCAAUUCGAAGAAAUUUAUUCAUUGAUCAGGGUGGAAAAACUUGUGUGUUUAAAAUGGUUCCUUGAAAAAAUGAAAUAUUUUGGAUGAUUAUGUUUCAAGAUUUUAAUACUAAGAAAUUAAAUAUAUAACACCUAAUUUUUUUUAUUGAACCAACUAUAACACCUAAUUAAUUGAAAUAUAUAUUGUACUGACUACUGACGUUAUUCAGUAAUUGAAUUCUAUUUGCCAAUUAACACCUAAUUUUUUUAUUUUCUUUUCGAUAAAAUUGUCUUAUGUAGUGAUGUUCAGAUUAAUGUUGAACAAAUCAUCACCAUAAGAAUUUUGCAUUUGUUAACAUAAAUGCAGCCUAUUGUUUGUUUAAUUUUGCUAAACUAAAUCUAAAUGCAUCAAGCCGAUAUUUGACCUUACUAAGAACACAAACUAUACUACCGGACUGCAAGUGAUUUUCUUGUUAUCGUAGUCAUAGUUUUUGUUGUGUGUCGGUUUGUUGGUCAUGUUAGAAUUCAAGAUCCAAUCUGGAUCUAAUUGUGUAACUAGGAUUGCAGAUAAAGAGAGUCUUUUCUUCCUCCAAAGAGCUUUUGUAAUAUGCUCUCUUUUUCUGCUUUUUGUUAGUGGAGAGACAUAUUUGCUCCUUGAAGGAACAUUACACCUCUUUAUCUAUGCAUAAUUUACUUUUAUGUUUUAUCUUAAAAUUCGAAACCAAAUUAUUAUCUCUCGAUUGAUGCAUAUACGUACAAACACAUAGAUAUUGACCUAAUUUCCUUUUACGGUAAACAGUGAAUAUUCCUUUAGUUAUGUGUAUGCAUACGGAUGCAUGCAGUCAUCUAUAUACACAUAUAUGAAUGUGCUUAGAGAUUGUGAUAAAUGGGCGAAGAAGGGGCAAAAAGUAAUGUGAAGGAAGGGUGGUAAAAAAACAAAAGAGAAGAGAGUGGAGCCCUAAGGGUGUGAUGGGUUGGGCAGAUUUGGUAGCAAAGGUUGAUUCUUUUUCCUCUCUCUCUCUCUCUCUCUCUCUCUCUCUCUCUCUCUCUCUCUCUCUCUCUCUCUCUCUCUCUCUCUCUCUCUACUGUUAUUUGAUUUGACAUCACAUUUUUCUUUGACCAUCUUUCUCUAUCUACUCACACUCUCUCUCACAAAUGACAUAAAUUUCAUAACUCAUCCAAUUAAAAACCCACAUGCUUGCUUCUUUUGUAUUACUUUCAUAUUCAAGGGUUACACAUCUUUUUGUUUUUUCUUAACGUAUUUGAACCAAUUCUAAGAUGUUAUACUAAUUGAGUCACUUUACCUCAAUUUAAUAGACACAUAAUAUGAAUUCUCAUAGUACGUCUAAUAUAAAUUUUUACCAAAAAAUGUCUAAUGUGACUUAUAAUUAUAUAUGGUUAUUCUCUUCUAAAGCAGUUCUUUUACAUUUUUAAUAUCUCAGGAGUUAUAUUUAAUCUUAUAACCAACAUAUAUGUAAAAGUCAAGACUGUAAAAUAUCUUUUACAUUCUACAACAUUGGCUUGCCAUCCAAUAACACGAAAACAUGUUUUUAGACUAUAUAGUAAAUGCGAAGUUUUUUUAAGAUUGCAAUUUUUAGCAUCAGUUUCAUGAAAAUAAGCCUGGAGAAAGAAUAUACAUAAUACACGGUGAACUAUAUAUGCACAAAGCCCACUUUUUGUAGUAAGCAAUGUAUACAAAUAUGAAAUAAAUAUAGUGUUGGAAUGUUGUUACAUUGGUCCAUAAUUAAACAGUAGAAAAACUGAACAAGUUAUAAACGCACAUCUUUAAAUUAUGUAGGAUUCAGACAACAUUUAUUACCAAUCAGUUUCCUACCCCUUUGUUGGGAUAUGCAGACCAUCCUACCUAUCUUCCUUUGACCGCUCUCAUCUUCUCAACACUUCUCCAUAUUUCUCUAGUCACUUACCAUAAAUCAAGUUAGAAGAAAACGUGAACUUAACAUUUUUAUAUACAGUAUAACCUUUUUAAAUUAAUAAUCUAUAAAUUAAUAUACACUAUAAAUCUCUAUAAAAUAAUAUAAUUUUAUAGUUCUAAAUUGAGUUUUUGGUUCAAUUAGUAUGUCGAUAAAUUAAUAUCUUUAUAAAUUAAUAAAAAAUUAUAGUUUUGGUAUAAUCGCAAAAUUAUUAAUUUAUAGAGGUUUUACUAUACGUAGAAACCCUCUAGUUUAAUUUUAUCACUUUAUAUUUUUUUUUAUAUUUUUUUGGGGAGGGGGAGGGGAGGGCGUGGGGGAGGGGUCAUAGUCUUACAGUGAAGUAUUUAAACGAGUAAAACCAUUUCCUUAAAAAUAAAAUUGAAAAUGUGACAUAAUUGAAACACAUGAUUUAAUAUCAUUAUAUAAAUUUAUCAUAUAACUAGCUAGUUUUAAGACUUUGAAUAUUAAAUUUACAACUAAGAAGUUAUGACAUUUUUUUUCAACCAAUUAUUUAUGACAUUACUUUUUCUAAUUCUAUUUUCUUUAGAAACGUGUAUCCAGUUAAUUCUAUAUGCAUAUGUUGUACAUUAAAAGAUACACAAAUCACAAACAGAAACAUAAAAUAAAAUAUAAAUGGAAAUUAGCGGUAUACAUACUUUAGUGAAAAGGUUUUCGAAUCUCGAAACUGAAAGAUAUCUAAUAAAAGACAUUUUCAAAUCCGAGCAAUAUAAUACUAGUAUGAACAUUGGACUCACUUUGUUCGGUAGUUAUGCUGUUGCAUUAAUUAACUAAUAGUAGUACAAUAUUUAUAAAACCUAGUUUAUACAUAUUGGUUGUUUUAACGUAGACAAUUUUUCUUGUCCGAAAAGAACUUCUGUAAACGCCUUAAAUCCUGCUUUUUAAAAUCCCGAAGCUAUAUUCUACUAGUAUAAAUUCAUUAGACGAAUUUUUAAUUUACAUUCCUGUGAUCACGUCGACACAUGCAAAUGUUUAAAUUAAAAACUCAAGACUGUCAUACUGAUCUGAAGAAGACAGCUUUGUCUGCCGUGGCUCAAAUCUCAAUCUCGCGCAUUUAUUUUAAUUUUAAAAAAUGGUAAACAUUUAUUUAAUUUACGUACGUAAACACAUACGUACGUAACAUUUUUGUAUUUUUGUUAUGUAAAAUAGUUUUUUUUUAAAGAAAUGUUGUUUAAACUAUUUCUGAAAUGUAGUAGUUUUUGGAGAACAGAUACGUAAAUAUCUUAACCAAUCGUACAUGAAAGGAAAAAUAUAAUUAAGUAGCACAUAAAAAUUAUUACUGUAGCUAUGCAUGAUUUUCGACAACUUUGUUUCAUGGAGGCCCCCGACAUGCAAAAGAAAAGGGGAGAAAGAGACCAAAAAUUUGAGCUUGACUCAUGAUUAAUCACGGGUACCUCAAAAAAGCAAAAAAGGAAUAAAUAAAUUUCAUAAUAUUUUAUUAACUUUUAAAGUAUGUUACGUUCAGCUUAGUAUAAUACAACAUAUUCUUUUUUGUCACUGGACAUAUACAUAAAUAAAAUAUUAAAAACAAUAUAUUUCUAUGUUUUUUUGACAAAAAGCUUUCAAAUUUAAAAUAAAACGAUUAUAUGAUUAGAUUCAAAAAUCUUAUAAUUGGAAAAAGUUUUCACGAAACAAGUUUUAUGAGCAAAUUUAAUUCCAAACCAGUGAAAACAAAGGUAUGAAAAAAAAUAAGAUAGACCAUCGAUGGUAUGAAAUACAAUAUCUAAUGAGAGGCGCCUCCGACGUGAUGACCAUGCUUGCCUUUCCCAUGAACCGUCUUCCAUUUCAUACUUUGGUAUUUGAUAGGAGGUUUUGAUUUUCUCCCAUCUCUUGUGAAGUUAAACAAGUUUGAAGGCUCAAUUCCAACUUCACCCACAUCUCAUAGAAUUGUAAAACGAGAAAGACUCUCAAAUGCACAAUUGAUAGGUGUUGUGUUUAAGGAACCAACCUCCGAAGUUAUUGUAACCUCGUUGUUGAUAAUAGUUGAUGGAAAGGAUCCUGUAAUAUGUGUAUCAAUGGGAGUAAAUUGUGAAUCUACUAAUGGAGAGAAAGUGUUUACCGACAUAGGCAGAGGAGUAGGCUUCUCAUGCUGAGAGUGAGAUGGAGUAGCAUGUUUCACUUUUUGAGAGUGAGAAGUGGAAGGUGAUAAAAUCUCCGAGGAUGUAUCUUCUGAUGUGAUCUGAGAGAACCAAAGUAUUGUCUUGGAAAGUUGUCACAUUUGGUUGCUGGCUAUGGACAAGUGACGAUUCCUUGUCCAAGUUGUUGCUUAGAUUCUGAGCCACACGAGUAUCAGUUCCUGAAUUAGAGAUUAAGAGAUUAGCAUUAACCUGCGGGUGAACAGGUGCUGAUGGCGUUGUUGUUUCCAUCCCAUUUUGUAGGAUAACAUCAAUAUCCACAACAGAAAUAUCAUUCAUGUCUUAUGUUGUUUCCGUCUUUUAUGUAGUAUCAUUUGUCAGCUUAGAAGUCAAGAGGCACAGCUUGGCUUUGUGGCCAAGAUUUCCACACCUCUCACACAUAGAAAGAAUCUAUGUGUAUUCAACAUUGACAAGAAAUAUGCUACCUUGUUUAUCACCAAGUGCAAUAAUCUUAGGGAAAUCUCUAUCCAGCUCCAUUUCAACUAAGACAUUUUCUUCACCCAUAGUGGUAGGAUCGGUCGCGGUUUAUGAGUAAGGAUUGGUUUCCCAAGGUUAUGAUGCUAUAUGACUGAUCCCUAAACGAGAGUAGCAACAGUUCGAUAUGUUCUUCAACGUUUCCCAAACCGAAAGGGUAGAGAGUUCGGUAAAUUUGAAAGAAUCUUUUGGAGUCUACGGCAAUAGAAAGAGCAAGCUCUCAUCAAUAUGCCAAACACCUCGCUGAAUUACCCAAUGGCGAGCCGGUUAGUGCGGAAUGUGGAACAUGUAGGUUGACUCACCAAUCUUCUUGCAGCUAAUUUUACAGCUUCUUCCCCAAAUUUUAUUUGCCACUGCAUGAACCAAACCACAAAGGGGGAGUGAACAUCUAUGGAACUUUCCUAUGAUAUACGUCCUUAUUUUCAGGGCCGAACUUUAGCACCAUUGAAGAAAUAGAUAUUUGAGGCGUCCAUCAAGUCUGUAAGUCGGAGUGGCUGCACAAUAUAGAUUCCGGGAUUGAGGACUUAAUCUUGGCACCCACGGAAAUCGAUGUUUACCAUCAGCUUUUAGCUCAGGAGGUGAAAGCGUCUCAAUGGGAGGUUGAAAAGUUCAGGCUGGAAGGUUGCUUUUAGGUUUUUUGUUCAAGAGCUCAUCGUUUAGAGAUGGCCAUAAUGCAGCUAACUGAUUCCCAACAAUUGCAGGAUCAUAAUCCUUUGGGGUACUUGAUUUUGGAGGUGUGGCAGGUGGUUUACAAUGUAGUGCUUUUGCCCAAGCACCCAAGGUAGGGACAAAUUUAGCUGGUGCUUCCAUAGAAGUCUCUGAUGGCAUUGUUUAUAAAGUGUUCAGAUCGCUGCAGUCCUCUGGACCCUGAUUAGAAGUAAAGGCGUGGGCUUGAGCACUUGUUGAUGUCGUGUUCGUCAAAUCCGGAGAUUGAGACAACACGGUUGAUGAGUUCGUGAAUGAAGCUAACACCGGAGAAGAUUUUGACAAUAUAGGAGACGAAGUAAGAGGCUAUACGGAGGCAGAUGAUUUAGUAUUGUCCAUUGGACAAGGUAGAGUUAGCUUUUCGGGCAAGCCCUUCCGACCGAUUUACUUAUCAAUAUCUUUCAGUCACAAAUUUGUUAAACACUCAUUUAGUUUAGUGGUAUAAGGUCAACAAAAUAGUUUCAGUUUGGACAAUCCAGUUUUGAAACUGCUUCAAAAUAUAUUGUUUUCUCUUUUUUUGUCUGAAAAAAAUGUUCAUAUUUUUGUUUCUACCCUUGUAAAAUUUAGGACCGACUCGAAUUAGUUUUCUCGAACUACAUAGUCGCCUCCAUUUAUUAGUCGAGCAGUAUUGAAUAUCUGAUGCUAUUGGCAACAGUAAAAUCAAUUUGGCGGAGACAUGAUAUAGAUAAUCCUUAUUACACAUAUAAAAUAUAAGGGUUAAUUUGAUGAAUGGUUAUAUUAGAAAAAUAAAAUAAUUUUUUGUUGUAAAAAAAAAAGGUAAAGAAAGAUAAAAAGAGAAAGAAGAAGAGCUUAUGUGGUAUGGUUUAUUGGUGAAAUGUAAUCCAAUUAUAUAAUCGUUAGAGAUGUGGUUUCGUUGGCUCGUGAUCAUUGUCCGAGCGUGUUCAUUUGUCAAUAUUAUGUAUUUGAUCAACUUUUUUCUACUCCCGUUAAAGCUAAAUUGAUCAUCAUGCCUGUAGAUUCUCCAAGUUGUAUGUAGUAUUGAUUUUUUUUCACCAGCGAAUAUAUAUCGGUGAAAUAAUAAAAAAUUCAAAAGACGGAAUUAUCAAUUUGGUUUCCAGAAUAUAUAUAAAUCUGUUUAAGUUGAAUUCAAGAAAACAGUUUUACUAACACUUUAUUCAAUCAAUUGUUUUAGCAAUAUUAUACCUUUAUACACGAACAAACAAUAAAAUAAUAUUGAAAUUAUAAUCUUGUUAGGAGGAGCUUCCAAAACUACAAGUUGUCAUACAUACUAAGCUGAAAACCUAAUUGCGGUGAAAUUAUACCGACCCACACAAAAAACAAACGAGACUAGAUCAACUUUUUUUUUUUGAAACUUAGAUUAACGCUUUUGCAACAUGGGUUUAUUUCCAAUUUUUUUUUUUGGGUCAAAAGGUUUAUUUCCUAUUUAUCAUCAUAUAUUUUAUCUAUAGAGAUGAAUAUAUAAAAUAAGUAAAUGAUAUUUUCUAUGUUUAAUCUCAGCUGUGGCACUUAUUUCGAAUAGUAAAAUAGAGGUUUCAAAUUAUCAUCUAUACAAAAGCUGACAAGCACACACAACCACAGUAUAAGUUAAACACAGAACGGAGGGGCAGAUGAUACCAGGGAAAAGAAAUUAAAAAUCAUCUCUGAUUUUGUUGGAUGUUUUGAUCAAAAUACCAUCACGAGAAACGUAACAAAAAAAAAAUUGUUCAAAAACAAAUAUAUUAUACUUUAGUUUUUUAGAUGCGCGAUUGGAUGACUGAGUAUCAGUUACAUCAAGUGGAGGAUUUCUGGUCAACUUCUAACUACACAUUUUCUAACAGUAGUGUGUGUUUAUUUGGACAAUAGCAAGAAAUUGGACCACAUAACGUAAGUAAAUUGUCAGUGAAGGUCCCUAUUUACAUUCAGGUACCCCUUCUUUUAUGAACAGUGGACUUUGAUAAGCAGGUCUGUUAUCCUCUCUGCCUUAAUUAUUUUUUCCCUGUUUUUCAGCUACUUGUUUAUUUUUCAUCUUUUUGUCUUUUAUUUUCAACCUCUCUUUGUUUUUCUGCAACAACAUGCUUUAAGUGAAACGUGUCUUUAUCUGCUUUCCCAUAUACCUCUUUUGUUUUUCUUUUUGUUCAAUUACUUUUUAGAUACCAACCAAAAGUAAGGAUGAAUUUCUAAUUCUUACGUAGAAAGAACCAAUUGUUCAAAUUUUAUUUUCGUAUGUUGUAUUCGGUUACGUUAUAUUAUUUUCAGUUUUAUAAGGACUACUAUUUUUGUUGUUGUUGAUAUUUACAUAAUUAAUUACAGUUUGAAAAAGAUGUGAGAUAUAAAUAUAUUUAAUUAAUGGAUAUUUUCAAAACAACAUUUUUCGAAUAUAUGACAGGAAUUUUACUAGAAAGUAAUCAAGUGGUUAUAAUAGUUUCGUUUUAUUAAUUUACAUACACAAUUCGUUCCACCAUGCACUUCUCACACGCCUGACUAUCAUGAUAAUUUCCAUAUCCGAUUUAGUUAUAAGAUGUACGUCCACUGCAUCUAGACAUGUGCGGUGAUAACUAUUAGUAUUUUCGAUUAUAAUUAAAGAUCAUUUAAUUAAGAAUUUUUAUCGCUGAACUCAUAUUAAAAGGGUACAUUCAUGAUGAGGAACACCAUACUUACAAUUACAAGGACUACCUUCCAAAAGGGAAGCAAUCAAUUCGGAGGUGAGGUGAAGUGUAAGUCAUAACCCUAAAUUUCAGCUCCAAAACUAAUCGUGUUUUUACCCCAUGCAUGCACAUGCAACACUUUUAAUUACAUUCACGUGUGUCAGGCUGGGGACAUCUAUAUAUGUAUAGCAAGUGAUUCAUUGUGUAUACUCGUUUAUAGAAAGUUGUCUUGAGUACAUGAUGUCGCUAUAACUUGUAACGUAUUUGUGACGAAUGUUAAUCAUUAAUUGUUUACGAGAUAUAUAAGUAGCCAUGACAAUGAAAAUUUUGACCGAAUCUAUUGGAUGUGGAUUCCGAUCAAAAUUUGAUCACCAACGUUUUUGUUUAUGGGGAUUUCAAAUGUAUAUCAAAGGUACUGAAAUACAUCUUUAUCGCUUUGAAGAGAAUCCAAGUUUUUUUUUCUUAUUUAUUUCAAAAGCAAAUUAGUUUACAGGUUCAAAGGCCUUAGCAUACGUAUAUCAAAAUUUACUAUUCUUAGAUUUGAAAUAUCGUUUAGCAAACUAUAUUUGAAAUAAUUGUUUAGCAAAAUAUAUAUUAAACUAUGUUUUGUUAAUUGAAGCCGAAACAAGUCCAUUAUGCAAAAGAAACGAGUCCCCAUAACUUUUCAUACGGCAUGAGAUUAUCGGAGAGUUCCCGUAUCCGGCCCAAACAGAAACUAAAACGGGCCUGAAGACCUUUUCAAGUAAAAUAGCUUUUGACUCUCUGGUCAAUCCAUAGAUUCUCUGACAGCACUGACGUAACAUAAGCACACGUACACGUGUACUUGUUGAUUUCUGUUCUCACUACGCAGCAGCAAAAUCUCUAAUCUAUAAUCAUUAGAUUUUGCCAGUCUGGUGAUUAUUUUAUUUUUGUCAACUCAACUCAAAUUUUCAUCAAAUCUAAUCUAUUAAAAAGAGGAGAAUACAAAAUUAAAUUACCCCUUAAUUUUACAACUUAUUUAAAAUGUUAAUGCCAUUGAAAUAUUUAUUGAACCUAUAUUUAAAUAUGUUUGUCUUUUUCUAAUUUAAAUUACAAUUUUUCUUAAUCCAAUCUUAACCAAAAUAUAUUUCUUAAUUUAUUUCGAAUUAACGCAUUAAAUGUUUUCUAAUAUAUAUCAGUAAUAAAUAAUAAAUUAAAAACCACAUAUCAUAAUCAAGUUAUAUAAUAUCUAUAUUAUUAAAAUAGAAGUACAAAUGUAAAUUAACCUUUAAUUUUUUAAAUUAUUUACAAUCAUAUGCCACUAAAGUAAUAAAUUUACAUACUUUUUAAUAUUUUUGUCUUUUACAGUUUAGUUAAUACAUUUUCUUAAAAUAAAAUACGACAAAUUAUGUAUUAGUUAUUUAAGAAAUACUUCGUAUAAACUAGCUAAACAAUAAAUUAUACUUAAUCAAUACCAAAAAUGUAUCCUUACGGGUUAGUUAUUUUCUAUUUUGGAAUAUUAACUAUGUCUAAAAGACAUAAAAGUAUUAUAAAAAUACAUGAUAUAAAACACAAAAUUGUAAAUAAUAUAUUGAAUUAUUUGAUUGUAUAAAUCAAAUAUAACAAUAAAUAAAAUUUUCAUUUUACAUUAAAAUUUUAAUCCAUAAAAAAUACAUUUGUACGGAAACACGAAUUAUAUUUUAAAAAUAUGGAUAUAAUAGUUGACGGAUCAAAAAUAAAAUAAAAUAAUUCUUAAUAAAUUAUAAAACUAUUUUGUUUAGAAAUAUAUUAAAUAAGUAUUUAAUAUAUAUAUAUAUAUAAUUUAAAAAUAUAUAUUACCAUUUAUAUAAGAUAACUAUUUUUUUUUUUUUUUUGCAAAGUAAAAAUGAAUAUUCGUGCGGGUGCACGGGUCAACCUCUAGUUAAGCCAUUAAUAACGUAUCAAAAAAAAUUGUUGAUGACAAAACAAAAAAAAUAAUGUAUCAAAAAUUAAGUUAAUUAAAUUAAUUUAUGGAUACGUGAAAGAUCUGAAGUUUAUUUUUCUGUACCAAAUUUGAAAAAUUGUAAGUCAUUUUCAUUUAACGAAAAAAUACAAACGGAAAAUGCUAACAUAGAUCUUAGCCACAUAUUGCAACUCUUCUUGCCGUGAUUAUAGUCAUAUUCACCGGUGACUGGUUAAGUUUGACAUUAUAAAAAUAAAUAUUACUAAAAAUAACACAAGUUCCACACAUAUAAAUCCCUCAUCAAAGCCAUCCAUUUUCCUCAGACCUGCAAGAACUUCUAAACACACACACACAAAAACUAAGUAAAAAGAAGAAAAAGCCUUUCAGGUCUCAACAAUGGAGAUGAAGAAGAUCGCUUGCGGUGUGCUUUUUGUUGCUGCCUCCAUGACUGCUGUCAUGGCUAUUGAGGAAGCUGGAGCUCCGGCACCAGGACCCGCAUCCGCCGCCUCGGUUGCAUUGCCGGCUCUUGGCUCGUUGGUUGGUGCUUCGCUUGUGUCCCUAUUCAGCUACUACUUGCACUAAGCUAUGUCUUCAUUAUGUAAUAAUACUAUUUCUGUGAUCUUUUUCAUUUCCUACCUAUUUCCAUUUCACUUGUUUAUUAAUAAAACUGAUAAAAUAUUUCAAGAA
Molecule: messenger RNA, 16134 nt
Organism: Brassica rapa (field mustard)
Lineage: Eukaryota; Viridiplantae; Streptophyta; Magnoliopsida; Brassicales; Brassicaceae
Product: zinc finger protein WIP2
Biological process (GO): regulation of gene expression; anatomical structure development
Cellular component (GO): nucleus
Molecular function (GO): DNA-binding transcription factor activity
Source: RefSeq, a predicted model, not a curated record